Apodemus sylvaticus (European woodmouse) is the source of this 528-nucleotide messenger RNA. RefSeq names its product ribosomal protein S15a (gene Rps15a). NCBI's taxonomy places the organism in Eukaryota, Metazoa, Chordata, Mammalia, Rodentia, Muridae. The transcript is spliced from 5 exons. The record is from RefSeq and is a predicted model, not a curated record. Gene Ontology annotation, molecular function: structural constituent of ribosome. Gene Ontology annotation, cellular component: ribosome; cytosolic small ribosomal subunit. Bases 16 to 492 code for a protein of 158 amino acids. Gene Ontology annotation, biological process: translation.
GCGUCCCGAGGAGUCAUGGAGGUAGCCUGUACGUCGUGGCCAUUCAGUAGGCUGUUUGGGUUCCCUGUCACGCAGUGUCUCUUCUCCUGGAAGGUCACCAUGGUGCGAAUGAAUGUUUUGGCGGAUGCUCUCAAGAGCAUCAACAACGCCGAGAAGAGAGGCAAGCGCCAGGUCCUCAUCAGGCCAUGCUCUAAAGUCAUCGUUCGGUUCCUGACUGUGAUGAUGAAGCACGGCUACAUUGGUGAAUUCGAGAUCAUUGAUGAUCACAGAGCUGGGAAGAUCGUAGUGAACCUCACAGGAAGGUUGAACAAGUGUGGAGUUAUAAGCCCUAGAUUUGAUGUUCAACUCAAAGACCUAGAGAAAUGGCAGAACAAUCUGCUCCCAUCACGACAGUUUGGUUUCAUUGUGCUGACAACCUCUGCUGGCAUCAUGGACCAUGAAGAGGCAAGACGAAAACACACAGGAGGGAAAAUCCUGGGAUUCUUUUUUUAAAUGUAAAGCAUAAAUAAAAAGUCUUCAUGGACUGUG